Messenger RNA from Scleropages formosus (Asian bonytongue), 2205 nucleotides. It is a transcript of the gene foxp1b, whose product is annotated as forkhead box P1b. The record is from RefSeq and is a predicted model, not a curated record. Gene Ontology annotation, molecular function: DNA-binding transcription repressor activity, RNA polymerase II-specific; RNA polymerase II cis-regulatory region sequence-specific DNA binding. NCBI's taxonomy places the organism in Eukaryota, Metazoa, Chordata, Actinopteri, Osteoglossiformes, Osteoglossidae. Gene Ontology annotation, biological process: regulation of transcription by RNA polymerase II. Gene Ontology annotation, cellular component: nucleus. The coding region runs from base 8 to 2026 and encodes 672 amino acids. The transcript has 16 exons.
UUAAGUCAUGAUGCAAGAAUCUGGGACGGAGGCGACGAGUAACGGUUCAGCCAGUCAGAACGGGGCGAGCGGCGAGGCGGCCGCCAGGGACGGGCGGCUCAAGAGCAACACGCCGUCCGUGGAAGUCAGCGCCGGCGACCUCAUGCACCUCCAGCAGCAGCAGGCUCUACAAGUUGCCAGACAGAUACUUCAUCAGCAGCAGCAGCAGCAACAACAGCAGCAGCAGCAGCCGCCAAGCGGCGUCCUCAAGUCCCCCAAGGCCAGCGAGAAGGCGCCCAUCUCACAGGUUCCAGUAUCAGUGGCUAUGAUGACCCCCCAGGUGAUAACUCCACAGCAGAUGCAGCAGAUCCUCCAGCAGCAGGUCCUGAGCCCUCAGCAGCUCCAGGUUCUCCUUCAACAGCAGCAGGCCCUCAUGUUGCAGCAGCAGCAACUUCAAGACUUCUACAAGAAGCAGCAGGAACAGCUACACCUUCAGCUCCUCCAGCAGCAGCAGCAGCAGCAUGCUGGGAAGCAGACUAAGGAGCAGCAGGUGUCAGCCCAGCAGCUGGCCUUUCAGCAGCAGCUCCUCCAGGUCCAGCAGCUCCAGCAUCAACAUCUUCUGAACCUGCAGAGACAGGGGCUUCUGUCCAUCCAGCCUGGCCAGCCUGCCCUGCCACUGCACUCUCUCACUCAGGGCAUGAUUCCAGCUGAGCUUCAGCAACUCUGGAAGGAGGUCACGGGUGGGCAUGUGAAGGACGAGAACCACAGCAGCAGCCAGACCAGCCUGGACCUGUCAUCGCCAGUGCCCCCCAAAAAUCCGCUGCUCAACCAGCACACGCCCUCCAACGGCCAGUACAUGGCACACUCGCUCAAGAGAGAGAGCUCCACAGUGGACGACCACCCCCAACACAGUCACCCGCUCUACGGACAUGGAGUGUGCAAGUGGCCUGGGUGCGAAGCCGUGUUCGACGACUUCCAGUCGUUCCUCAAGCACCUUAACAACGAGCAUGCGCUCGACGACAGGAGCACGGCGCAGUGUCGUGUGCAGAUGCAGGUUGUGCAGCAGCUGGAGCUCCAGUUAGCGAAGGACAAAGAACGUCUGCAAGCCAUGAUGACUCACCUACAUGUCAAGUCCACGGAGCCCAAGGCCACCCCACAGCCACUGAAUCUGGUGUCCAAUGCCACCCUCUCCAAGACAGCCCCAGAAGCAUCACCACAAAGCUUACCUCAGACCCCAACCACACCCACUGCUCCCCUCACACCGCUAACCCAAGGCCCCUCCGUCAUCACCCCCAACAGCCUGCACAGCGUUGGGCCAAUGAGGAGACGCUACUCAGAGAAGUACAACAUGCCCAUUUCCCCAGACAUCGCUCAGAACAAAGAGUUUUAUAUGAAUGCUGAAGUAAGACCUCCAUUUACGUACGCCUCGCUAAUACGGCAGGCUAUCCUGGAAUCUCCAGAAAAGCAGCUAACACUAAACGAAAUCUACAACUGGUUCACACGGAUGUUCGCAUAUUUCAGACGCAAUGCAGCCACAUGGAAGAACGCGGUCCGGCAUAAUCUUAGUCUUCACAAGUGUUUUGUGCGAGUAGAGAACGUUAAAGGGGCAGUGUGGACAGUGGACGAGAUAGAGUUCCAAAAGAGAAGGCCACAAAAGAUCAGCGGAAGCCCUGCCCUGGUGAAGAAUAUACAGACUAGUCUGGGAUAUGGUCCAGCCCUCUCUGCUGCCUUUCAGGCUUCGAUGGCAGAAAACAACAUACCUCUUUACACUACUGCUUCCAUCGGAAGUCCCACUCUCAACUCGUUGGCCAACGCGAUCCGGGAGGAGCUCAAUGGGGCGAUGGACCACGGGAACAGUAACGGCAGUGACAGCAGUCCUGGCCGUUCCCCUCUGCCAGCUACGCAUCAUAUUAACGUUAAAGAAGAACCAUUGGACCCCGAGGAACACGAAGGUCCGUUGUCCCUAGUAACGACAGCCAACCACAGUCCAGAUUUUGACCACAACAGAGAUUAUGAGGACGACCAGGGUAACGAUGACAUGCAAUAGGCCGGUCUUCCCCUGUCCUUCGGAGAGGCAGAACUAACUCAGAUUUGUCUGUGCAGUCUUUCCACAGAUAAAAAAAAAAAAUAAGGCUGGAUUCUCAGUCUCCUGUUGACAGCUAUAAAAAUGUUUCUAUUGACUUUUAGUGCCAUUAAAUACAGAAAAAAUACAUUGAAAAAAGUCCC